Paramuricea clavata is the source of this 594-nucleotide messenger RNA. The record is from the annotation of a GenBank genome assembly. Lineage: Eukaryota; Metazoa; Cnidaria; Anthozoa; Malacalcyonacea; Plexauridae.
AUGGGGAAUGUAGUAAAUGACAGAGAUAGCAUUAUUGAGAAUUAUUUUAAUGCUGGUAACAAGUAUUGUGAAAUCCUUGCAUUUCUUAUUGCGUAUCAUGGAAUAAAUAUAUCGCUUCGACAGUUGAAAAGAAAUUUAAACACGAAGGGCAUUCGGAGAAGAAAACAUCCAAGUGAUCUCGAAGACGUCAUAAACGUAAUUGAGAAAGAAAUUCAAGGAAGUGGCUCAUUCAUCGGCUACCGUGCAAUGUGGCAAAGAUUAAGAACGGAUUAUAAAUUGGUCGUAAGUCAAAACACCGUGCGACGGGCUUUAAAAUUGAUUGAUCCCGAUGGUGUUACCCGGCGCAGAAAACACCGACUGCAACGAAGGCGCUACAAAGCAAGGGGACGAAACCAUCUGUGGCACUUGAAUGGUUAUGACAAACUGAAACCGUUUUGGUUUUGCAUCCAUGGAUGUAUAGACGUCUACAGCCGACGUAUUAUGGGGCUAGAAGUUGGUACAACAAACAACGACCCACGUGUUAUUGCAAAGUAUUUUAUAGAUUGUAAACAUGCUGUUGACACAACUGAACUUGAUAUUGCUGAAGAGUUGUGA